Aspergillus tanneri is the source of this 1557-nucleotide messenger RNA. RefSeq lists its product as uncharacterized. Gene Ontology annotation, molecular function: transmembrane transporter activity. NCBI's taxonomy places the organism in Eukaryota, Fungi, Ascomycota, Eurotiomycetes, Eurotiales, Aspergillaceae. The transcript has 4 exons. Gene Ontology annotation, biological process: transmembrane transport. The record is from RefSeq and is a predicted model, not a curated record. The coding region runs from base 1 to 1557 and encodes 518 amino acids. Gene Ontology annotation, cellular component: fungal-type vacuole membrane; plasma membrane.
AUGUCUUUGCCAUUGACAGAUAGUGAACUUGGUUCUGACCUGCAGUCUCCAUCCAAAGAGACAAAGCCGAAGGUGAUAACGCUGGAGGUGUCUCCCGAGACCAUGGUGCAACCGUCUCGGUACCGCGCAUAUAUCAAUAUCUUAGCUCGGGUCUUUGGAUUGGAAUCUCGAGGGAUUGAACGCGUUGCAGAGAAUGAACGUCAUCCUCCCAGGCCAGACAAUUAUGCGCAGAUAUUAUUGCUGUGGCUGAAUUCCUCUCUGACUGCCAAUAAUAUCAUCGUGGGAUUAUACGGUCCAACACGAUAUAGGCUGGAUUGGAACAAUGCGGCCAUGUGCGCGGUUCUAGGAGUAACCUUUGGGAGUAUGGUCGUGGCCUUUAUGAGUACCUGGGGCCCUAUCAGUGGACACCGCACUCUGAUGGUAACUCGGUAUUUCCUCGGGUACUAUCUCAGCAAGCUUUGUUGCCUCCUGAAUAUCGUCACCAUGCUGGGAUACGGCAUGGUGAACGUCAUCCUCGGAGGCCAGGUUAUCUUCGCAGUUUCCGGAGGCCAUACAGCUGCUCCUGUCGGCAUCGUCGUGGUGGCUGUUCUAACGUGGUUCAUUGCGACCUUUGGUAUGCACCUUUUUCACUUCUAUAUGAGAUACGCAUGGAUUGUGCAACUAUCAGUCCUCUUUAUCAUGGUUGGCUGUGCCGGUCCAAUCUUCAACCUCGUCUACCCUCUCUCCGCGGAUUCCAACAACAACCCAUAUGUGAACUCCGCCUCCAACCGCCUGUCCUUUUUCUCGCUCUGCUUUGCAUCCGCCGUCACCUGGGCCCCUUCCAGCGCCGACUACUUCGUCUACUUACCCGCGUCGACCAACCCAUGGCGCAUGUUUCUAUCCGCCACCACGGGAAUGAGCCUAGCGAUGGUGAUGACCGCCCUUCUAGGCAUUGGUCUCGCAACCGGCAUCACUACAAACAGCGACUGGCUGGAUGCAUCUCUCACAUCCCAAGGGAGUCUUCUUGUGACAUCCCUUGCACCCCUGCAGGACUUCGGGUCCUUCUGUGCCAUUAUCCUCGUCGUCGGAAUGGUCUCCAACAAUAUCCCAGGCACCUACUCUGCAGGACUCAAUCUGCAAAUGCUGGGUCGCUACGGACCCCGAAUCCCUCGUCCCUUGCUAACUACCCUCGAAGUAGUCGUAUACACUGUCUGUGCUGUCGUCGCUCAGAGAUAUCUCCGUGAAAUAAUGGAGAAUUUCCUCCCCCUGAUGAGCUACUGGAUCGUGGUCUGGUUGGUCAUCGUCCUCGAGGAGAUAUGUAUCUUCCGACGAGGUCGGGAAUAUGACUGGUCUGCAGUAGACAAUGUCCAUCAGUUGCCCAUGGGACUCGCUGCGGGGCUUAGUUUCGUGGUUGGUUGUUUAGGUGCUGUCCUGGGAAUGUCUCAAUCGUAUUUUAUCGGUCCUAUUGCGCGGUUCGUCCCUGGGGAUUGCGAUCUUGGGAUGUGGCUUGCGUUUGGCUGGACUGCUUUAGGGUAUCCUGGUCUUCGGUGGAUGGAGUUACGUAUGACUGGACGGUGA